CACCCCACCACCACCAGUUUCCCCCGUACCUCUCCAUCUUCCACCUCCUCUGUCUCACCUCUUUGUUUUCUUCUUCUCUCUGUAAAAAAAAUACCAUGGCGAUAAGAGCCAAUAAACCCUUCCUCAUCCCUUCACUUUCCAUCAUACUUCUUCUGAGCAUAAUCCAACUCGCAACAUCUCAAUACACAAUUGGUGUUAACUAUGGAAUGGUUGCAGAUAAUCUCCCACCACCAUCAGCAGUGGCUUCAUUUCUUCAAUCAAAAACAAAUAUCGAUAGAAUCAAACUCUUUGAUGCAAACCCGGAUGUGCUUAGAGCUUUUGCUAACACCAACAUUUCUGUUACUGUGAGUAUAGCUAAUGGCUACAUCCCUGAUCUUACUGAUUUACAGAAAGCCAAAGAGUGGGUUUCUGCAAAUGUUGUUCCUUUUUACCCACAAACUAAAAUCAUUAGAGUUUUAGUUGGUAAUGAAGUUAUGUACUGGAAGGAUAAGAAACAGAUUGCUUAUCUUCUUAGAGCCAUGGAGUCUGUUCAUACAGCUUUACAAGAUCUUGGGCUAAACAAGAUUCAAGUUUCUACACCUCAUGCCCUAAACAUCUUAUCAAUUUCUGAUCCACCAAGUGCAGGGCAAUUCAAGCCUGUGUAUGAUACUCAUAUCAUAAAACCAAUUCUUGAGUUUCAUAAUAGAACUAAAUCUCCUUUCAUGGUAUGUCCAUAUCCUUACUUUGGGUUCAAUGACGUGACAUUAAACUAUGCAAUUUUCAAAUCAAACCCAGGUGCAGUGGAUAAGAACACUGGGAAGAGGUAUAUGAACAUGUUUGAGCAAUUACUUGAUGCUACUCAUUCAGCUAUGAAGAGAGUUGGGUUUGGUGAUGUUGAGAUUGUUGUUGCUGAAACUGGAUGGCCAUCAAUUGGUGGUGAAAAUCAACCAGCUGUGAGUGUUGAGAAUGCUUUGUCUUACAACGGGGGUGUUGUUAAGUUUGUGAAUUCAGGGAAAGGUACUCCAUUGAUGCCUAAUAAGAAGUUUGAGACUUACAUUUUCUCAUUGUUUAAUGAGAAUCAGAAACCAAUGGGGGUUGCUGAACAGAACUUUGGUUUGUUUAAAGCUGAUUUUACUCCUGUUUAUGAUGUCGGGAUCUUGAAAACUGGUGAUCAGAGUGCACCUCCAUCUACUACACCUGUGACCCCAACACCGACACCAGUAGUUACACCGGCACCAGUGGACUCUCCGACGCCAGUGGCACCAGUUACCCCAGCACCUGUUGAUUCUCCAACCCCAACCACACCCGCACCAGCAGAUUCCAAACAAUGGUGUGUACCAGCAGGGGAUGUCAGUGACGAAUUCUUGCAGCAUAACAUAGAUUACGUGUGUAGCUUGGGUUCAGUUGGUUGUCAACCUAUUCAAGACGCUGGUGCUUGCUUUGACCCGAACACAAUCCGGUCGCACGCAUCAUUUGCCAUGAAUGCUUAUUAUCAAACAUUCGGUCACGAACCUAUCAAUUGCGAUUUCACCGGUACCGGAAUUGUUGUCAACACCGAUCCCAGUUACGGUACAUGUGAAUAUGAAUGUUGAGAAUGGGAAGUUUGAUAUUGGAUUCGAGGUGUUGGAUUUCUUAAUCAAGAAAAAGUAAUUAGAGACAGAUUUAAUGUUAAGUUAAGCUUUAGAGUUAAGUAAUACUUUAAAUACUUUGUGUUUUGUGUUUUUGGCUUUGAGUAAAGAGAGAUCUUAGAUAGUGUUAUUAUGGGCACAUGGCACAUGGUUUGUGGUGUAGAGAAGAAGGAAAGAAUGUGACCAUUACUGCACCAAACGGCUAGUUCUGAACUAUGUACCCCUCAACGGCUAGUCUUGCUUCUUUUUGGGAACUGAUUUGGGGUUAUUACUCUAUGCAUCAUGGGAUUUGAUUCAUCUUUUAAUCUUUUUAGUUAUUAUUAUACAAGUAUAUAAAGUAUUUGAGUUGCUUCUUAGUAUUAUAAAGUAUUCAAGUUAAUGCGAAUUAUGUCAUUAUUUUAUCCA
Messenger RNA from Papaver somniferum (opium poppy), 2012 nucleotides. Its product is annotated as glucan endo-1,3-beta-glucosidase-like. The coding region runs from base 96 to 1571 and encodes 491 amino acids. The record is from RefSeq and is a predicted model, not a curated record. Gene Ontology annotation, cellular component: plasma membrane. The transcript is spliced from 3 exons. NCBI's taxonomy places the organism in Eukaryota, Viridiplantae, Streptophyta, Magnoliopsida, Ranunculales, Papaveraceae. Gene Ontology annotation, molecular function: hydrolase activity, hydrolyzing O-glycosyl compounds. Gene Ontology annotation, biological process: carbohydrate metabolic process.